AUGGAGGAGCCAAUCGCUGAUCCUGAGUUUGGACCAACAUCAGCUGAAAAAGUUGCAGGAAAUGAGGAUCUAGCAACAGAGAUUUUCAUUCAUUUACCUGCAACUUCUCUUGCUCCAUGUCUACGGGUAUCAAAGUGGUGGCUCUCAUUCAUAUCAAAUCAAUCAUUUGUUUCAAGGCACAACCUUCUCUAUCCCCCCUCCUUGUCUGGCCUGUUCUUGAUUCCUAGACAAACUGCUCAACAUCCUGAAGUUCGUUUUCUCUCUCUCAAUAAGAGUAAAUUUUUUACUCUUCCAUUUGCUGCUUUUCUUAAUGCCAAAGAAAAAGAUUACACUCUUCACUUGGCUUUUGAUCCUCUCAUUUCGCCAAAUUACAAGGUUGUUUGCUUGAAAAAGGUAGGUAGUCAGCCGUCACAUUACCGUAUUGCAAUCUAUUCCUCCAAAACUCGUCUAUGGAGUCUCUCUCAAGAGCCUGUUUGUGCACCUAAUGAGUUAGACUUUAAGGACGGUGUCUUUUGCAAUGGCGCAAUUCAUUGGCUAACAAGCAAAUGUAGUGGAGCAUAUAUUGACUUGAAGACAGAGAUACUAAGAGAAAUGCCAUUGCCUCCCAGGCGAGAAGAGGAGUCAGAAUAUAAAUUCAAGUACUUUGGAAAGUCCCAAGGAUACUUGUUUUAUGUUAUCUCACGCCCUCUUUUUAACCACUAUGAGUUGUAUCAGACGAAGGAAGAUUAUUCUGGAUGGGAAUUGAAGUUUCGGGUUAAUCUCAAUGUGUUAAUUGCUAAAUUUCCAGUUAUGGCUAGGAACUUUGGGCGUCAUCCUUCUUUGUUCUCUGAGUUGGAAUGUGACGUGUUGUGCAUUUAUCACGCUAGGGCCAAUGAAGGCAUGGAAAUUGUUUUGUCAGUGCCAGGUGAAGUCAUAUUUUUCAAUCUUGAGAAGAAAAAUGUUUCAGUAGUCCAAGAUAAAGUAUUCCGUCCCUCUGAUGUAACCAUAUGGUACAAAACCUAUUUAGUCUAUGAAUAUUUUGAGACAUUAUCAGUUGUUUGA
Molecule: messenger RNA, 1041 nt
Organism: Chenopodium quinoa (quinoa)
Lineage: Eukaryota; Viridiplantae; Streptophyta; Magnoliopsida; Caryophyllales; Amaranthaceae
Product: F-box protein At5g07610-like
Exons: 2
Coding region: 1-1041 (346 amino acids)
Molecular function (GO): protein binding
Source: RefSeq, a predicted model, not a curated record